Molecule: messenger RNA, 1597 nt
Organism: Planococcus citri (citrus mealybug)
Lineage: Eukaryota; Metazoa; Arthropoda; Insecta; Hemiptera; Pseudococcidae
Exons: 1
Coding region: 193-1470 (425 amino acids)
Cellular component (GO): cytoplasm
Molecular function (GO): glycosyltransferase activity
Source: RefSeq, a predicted model, not a curated record
GUUAUCAUUUUUCGGAUUGUGAUAACAAAGCGGCUAAUUUUAGAUUUUUUAUUUAGAUCGCCGUACACCGCCGUACUGUUUUUGCUCCUUUUAAAAUGAAAUUUUUAUAAAAUUCUUUUUAAUUUUUGAUCAUGAGUUAUCGGUUAUGAUGUCGUAUUUAGUCGAGUUGAAUCUUCCAUCGAAUUGCCCAAUAUGAGGAAAUAUCAACAGUUGUUAUUGCUUAUAAUUUCAAUCGUAUGUAUCGUCACACUACUUUUCUACAGACACGAAUAUCUGAAACUGAGAUCGGUAUUAAGCGUAUUAGAUUUUUUCGGUUCUGCUGCUAUUAGCAAUUCUAGUUGUUUAAUAUUCAGUAAUAAUCUAACGAAAGAUAUCACUUCGAAGUACCAGUUUUCAGAGCCAAGAAGUGUUUGGAAAACACUAAACAAUCAUUUUGUGUUCUCGUCCGUAUGGGAAGAUCACGAUGAUGGUGGUUUUAUUCGUACCUUGGUAAUCGGACCAAAAUCAGCGUUUUAUGAUUACGAAUGUCGAGUAUGGUUCGAAGUAGGAGAUAUCAUUGUAUCAGAACAAGGCCUCGUGAAAUACGAAUUGGACGCACGUUCGUUGAAUAACACAAGAGCUAAUAAGUACUUUUUGAAAUGCUUUGUACAGGAUAAACCGAGUUAUGGGGUACCAUAUGGAGUUCUCUGGUAUACAUCGCACUCGAAUAAUUCCGUGUUUUCUCCCAUGUUUCGUAAACCUAAAUCUCAACUGUUGGAGACGGCGGUUUGUGUUCUACCGGAUUAUUCCGGAUUAGCGAAAACAAACAUUAUGGAAUUUAUAGCAUUUUACAAUACCAUCGGCGUUUCUGAUUUCAUCAUUUACGACUCGGGAAUCCAGCACAGUGUUUUUCCUUUCUUGGAAUCUGCAUCCGGUCGCAAUGGGAUAGUUUCCAGUGUUUCUGUUAUACAGUGGAAUUUUCCUAUGAUCAAUCCGGCAAUAGAACGUUUGGCUAUCGAAGACGAUUGUUUAUCGCGUACUUUAGGCAAAGUAAAAUUUGUCGCCAUCGUUUCGUGGGAUGAUUACAUAAUACCGAAAAAACGGAAACUUGAUCAGAUAGUAUCACCAAAUAACAUAGUAGAUCUGCUUCAUUUAUCAAUGAAACGGCGAUUAUGUUGUACGAAUUUACCAGAUGAUAAAAGUACGAGCAGCGCUUGGCCAUUAUUCUUGAGGAAAAGACAAUGUGUCGAAGAUAGCAACGUCGACAAUAUGCUUUAUGUCAAUUUUAAAUCCUACGGGAGUAUGAAUAAGAAUAGAAUAUAUGAAAUUUCCGAAGAUUUAGCUGUUAUUAAUCGAUACGUUCUUUGUGAUGAAACGUUACAACGACGAGCUAAACCUACACCAGUGUCAGAUUAUUACUCUCGUGUUAAUACUCAUAAAUUAUUGACUUUGUGGAAAUCUCAUUUGAAUACCACAAGUAUUUUUAAUUAGUAAAAAAUUAUCAGAGAGACUGUGCUCAGAGCUUACCAUUUUCUAAUCUUUUUUUUGUACAAAUUGUUCUUGUGUUAGUGUACUUUUCAUACCCGAAUUUGUAAAAAUACAUCUUAUUAGAAGGAAA